Molecule: messenger RNA, 4932 nt
Organism: Cinclus cinclus
Lineage: Eukaryota; Metazoa; Chordata; Aves; Passeriformes; Cinclidae
Gene: HR
Product: HR lysine demethylase and nuclear receptor corepressor
Biological process (GO): regulation of transcription by RNA polymerase II
Cellular component (GO): histone deacetylase complex; chromatin
Molecular function (GO): transcription coregulator activity; chromatin DNA binding; histone H3K9 demethylase activity
Source: RefSeq, a predicted model, not a curated record
AUGGCCAGCGACGCGAGGAUGGGGGAGACCCCGGCGCGGUGGAGAAGAGCCCCGGAGGCAGCGCAGGACGCCCGGGGGAUGGAGAGCAGCGGGAUGGUUUUACCCCGAAGCGCCUCUGCAGAGCUGGGACUCCCGGGCUACCCAGAGCCCGGCAAACUGAGCUACGGGAUGGAGAAAGGAUGUCCCUGGAGGGGCUCCGAGGGAUGUUUGGGACCUGUCCGGGAGCUCGCCGGUGGCCGCCUGGGCUGCCCCUACCCCCCGGCCCCGCCGUGCCUGCGGGACUCCCUGUGCCGCCCCAAGGACGGAGCCGAGCUCCCCCCGCUGCUGCCCCCCCGGAACGGGCAACCCAAAGCGGGCUGGGGGGAGCCCUGCAAGGAUCGCCCGGGGCCGCGCUGGGCAGAGGCCGUGCUGGCCCCGCUGGCCCUUUACAGCCACGCGUACCACCGCUACCCACUGCCCGUGCCGGGGCUGGACACGCCGCGUCCCGGCACCGCCGGCAAGCCCCGCAGCGCGGCGGGGGACACGGCCGGAGACCCCCCGGCUUUCCGACACUGCCCCUUCCUCGUGGAGGCCAAGCACAGCCCCUUCCUCCUGUCCUCGCUGCUGCCCACCGGGCCCCCGGCUGAGCCCCCGUACGGUGGCGUGGGCCCGGAGGGACCGGGGCCGGUGGGUGACGGGCGGUUCGCCGGCCUGGACUGGCGUUUGGGCUGCUACGCGCCAGCCUGGGGACAGCCCCUCUACCUGGGGGUCCCGCCGAGGUGCAAGGGGGCUCUGGACCCCUUCGACGACUGCUCCAGCUCAGGGAACAAGGAGUUUUACGCCAAGAAAGAACCCGGGUUCCACCCCUCCACCAAGAACCACGCGGCGUCGCAGCUGCUGGGCAAGAGCCAAGCAGGGCAGGACAGAGACGGGGAGGGGGAGCCGGCGGUGCCGGAGCUGCCGGGAGCCCCGUGGAGGGAUGGCCGGGCGGGGGGCAGCUCGGCGGUGCCCGCUCCCCAUCCCCGCACGCCUCCCCCCAGCACCAGCCACCCCCUCUUCCUCCUGCAGCCCGGCUCGGGGGGCUGCGGGGGGCCCUGGGUGGUCUCACGGCCCCACGGCACCGAUUUUUCCACGGACACGGGGCCGGGCCGGCCCUCGGAGCCCAAAGAUGAGCGCCUGGGCUACCAAAGCGCCCAGCCCGGCUCGCCCCCGGGAUGCGGGGAGCCCAAUCCCUCGCCUCUGCUCGCGGACGGGCACUACCCAGCGGCUCUCGCCAAGCCAGAGCCCCCCCCGACCUGUCUCUGCCCCACCCCGGGCUGUGAAGGGUGCCCGGGGGUGGGCUGCGGGGUGCCCAGCCCCUUCGAGCCCACCCUGGGCAUGGCCGGGGGGCGUUUUCCGUGCCCCCCCAGCAACCACACCAAGCUGAAGAAGACGUGGCUGACGCGGCACUCGGAGCAGUCGCUGCCUCGCUCCAAAGCUUCCCGGCGGGAUGGGGGUCCCGAGCCCCCCGGGGAGGGCAAGCGCUCGGCAAAACGCCCCCACGGCACCGCCGAUGGUGCCCGAGCUGCCGGCGAGGGCGCCGGGGCGGCCAAGAGGGGCACCAAGGCCACCGCAUGCCCGGGUGAAGGCACGGAGAGCGCGGGGGACCCCGAGGAGAGGAGGAUGGAGCUGGGAGAUGGAGAGCCACCGAGCCGUGCUGGGGAGCCGUGGUGCCUGCAGAGCCUGCCCUGCACGGCGCUGCCCCCGGGCAUCCCCCGCUGCUGUGCCUGCGCCCCCCGCGCCGGGGGGGACCCCGAGGGCGAGGAGGAUGAGGAGGAACCCCCCGAGAGCACCUGCAGGCUGAUGCACUUCCGCAGGUUCGCCCUGGGGGACAAGGGGGAGCUGAGCGUCGACGGCCUCUGCACCCUGGGGGAGGCCGAGGGGGAGCUGCUGGAAGCGGCCUCUGAAUCAGGGGGCAGGAAUAUGGGGAGCAGGAAUGUGGGGAGCAGCCUCUGCCUGGCCAAGUACCUGCUGGGGGUCCUGGGGGACCCCUUCUGCGCCGCUGUCCGCAGGGACAGGGACACGUGGCCAGGAGCCCCCGAGGGGGUCACAGGCUGGAGGCGGGGGGAAGGAGCCCCCCAGCUCUGUGACGCCUGCCAGCGUGGCUUCUUCAACUCCCACUGGAGCUGCGCCAGAUGUGGCUUCCAGCUGUGCCCCGACUGCCACCGCAGCAGGCGGGAGGACAGUGGCUCUGAGGGUCCAGCGCUGCCACCAGAGUGCACCCUGGGGCGGGACCACCACGUGUCAUCCCUGGUCCCCACACAGUUCGUCCCCACCAGUGUCCUGACCCGGCUCUGGAAGCUCCUGCACGAGGUCAGGGUCAAGUUUGGCAUCGAGUCUCACUGUCCCUGCGGGGAGGGGACAGCAGAGCAGAGCCUGGUGGAGUCCCCGGGCAGGCAGGAGCCGCCGGGGCCCGCGGUGCCCACCCUGCCACCCCACAACCACGGCCCAGCCGAUCCCACCCGGCCCAUCAAGGAAGAGAGACCCGAGGAGGGGCCGCCGUCCCCGGGGCAGCCCCCGGUGCGGGGGGGUCCCGUGCAGACCACGACCCUCUGCGACCUCCUGGCCUCCACCGCCGUGAAGCUGUGCCUGGGGCAGGAUGGGGUGCGCAUGGCCUUCGCCCCCGUGGCACCUGCCCUGCCCAGCGAUAAUCGCCUGACCAGCAUCCUGGACAGCAUCAUCGCCCGCGUGGUGGAGAGGAAGAUCCAGGAGAGGCAGGCGGGGGGCGAGCUGAGCCCCCCCAGCUGCCAGGACCCCCCAGCAUCCCACUGCGUCCUGGCCCCCAGCGGGCUGCUCUGGCUGCACGACCCCGGCCACGCCAGCAACUACAAACUGUUCCAGGAGCACUGGAGGAAGGGCCAGCCUGUGCUGGUUUCAGGGCUGCAGAAGAAGCUGGAGAGGCGGCUGUGGGUGCCCGAAUCCUUCCAGUCUUCGGGAGAACAGGAGGAGGAGGUGGAAGCGGUCAACCUGCGGGCACCGCAGAGCCGAGUCCGGAUGAGCAGCCGCGAGUUUUGGGAUGGCUUUGCCGCCAGCACAGCAUCCCCAGAGCAGCAACAGAGCAGAGGGGACCUGCUGAAGCUGGAGAGUGACUUUGGGGACACGCAGCUGAGCCGGUGUGCAACCUCAGGAUCGGAAUUUCGGGACCAAAAACCUGACGGUGGAAGCAGCCGACUCCAUCAGCGUCCUGGCCCACGCAGCUCCAGCCCCGUGGGAGGUGCUCCUGCCAGGGGACAUGGAUGACCUGGACUCGCCGCUGCGGGAGCGGCUCAGGGAGAGCGGGCGGCCCGGGGCACUGUGGCACAUCUUCCGUGCCGAGGAUGCGGGGAGGAUCCGGGAUUUCCUACGAAAGGAAUCCGAGGAGCCGGGGCAGGAUGGGGGAGUCACGGCGGAGCCCCCCGGCCGCUACCUGGACCUCACCCUGCGGCGUCGGCUGCGGGACGAGUGCGGGGUGAGCGGCUGGAGCCUCCUCCAGCUGCCGGGGGAUGCCGUGCUGGUCCCUGCCGGGGCUCCCCACCAGGUGCAGAGCCUCAGUGGCACCAUCAGCGUGGAGCAGCAAUUCCUGUCCCCCGAGAGCGCCGUCCGCCUCCGGGCCCUCGGCACCGACCCCGCUGGAACCCCGCGCCAGCUCCGUGCCCAGCUGGAUGGGAUGAUCUUCGCCGCCGUGCGGGAGGCCCUGGGGAUCCUGCGGGGCUGCAAGUGAGGCCACGGCGCGAUGGGAGGACACCGGGAGCUUCAGUCACUGUCACGGUCACGGCCAGGACACCCUGGGAAGCCAGGACCGGGCACCUUUUGCUCGGUGAUUUGCUCUGAGAGCUCCCGGGAGUGCUCAGGGCAGGAGGAAUAAAGUGUCGCACCACCAGCAACCACCUCGGUGUCUCCUUUUGUCUCCCCUCCAUCCCAUCGGGGUCAGGGGUGCUCCAGUGGCACCACCAGCAUCCACCUCAGUGUCUCCCUUCAUCACAGCGAGACUGGGAGCAGCCCCUUCCCCAGAGCGCCCUGCAGCCCUACUGGGACCCCCCGUCCCCCCCCGGCUCCAGCCCCCCCGGAACCCCCCAGCCCAGCGAACUUUUCUACCCCAGUCCGGGCAUCCCCCAGUCCAGCCGUCCCUAUCCUCCCAGUGCCCCCCAGUCCAGCCAGCCCUUCCCCACCAGUAUCUUCCAGUCCAGCCAGCCCAUUCCUCCCAGUGCCCCCCAGUCUGGCCACCCCUUUUCCCGCUACCUCUUCCAGUCCGGCCAGCCUUUUCCUCCCAGUAUCUUCCAGUCCGGCCAGCCUUUUCCUCCCAGUAACCACCAGUCCAGCUACCCCUUUCCCCCCAGUAUCCUCCAGUCCGGCCAGCCUUUUCCCCCCAGUAUGCUCCAGUCUGGCCAACCCUUCACCUCCUUCAGCUUCCCGUGCAUCCUGCAGUCCAGCCAGCCCUUCUCGUACCGCAGCCCCCCCCGGCUCCCCAAAUCCUGCCAGCUCUUCCCCCUGUGCCCCCCCCAGUCCAGCCAGCCCUUCCCGUGCUGUGCCCCCCCAUACCUGCCCCAGUCCAGCCAGCCCCUGUCCUACCGCAGCCCCCCCCGGCUCCCCAAACCCACCGACCCCUUCCCCUUCCCCCUGGGGGUCCCCCAAUCCAGCAGACCCUUCCCCUUCUGCACCCCCCCCUGCAUCGCCAAGGCCACCGAGCUCUUCCCUCGCUACGUCCCCCCGCAACCCAGCAGACCCCUCCCCAUUUACACCCCCCUGCACAUCCCCCAGUCCAGCAGACCCUUCCCCUCCUCCAGCACCCCUCAAUCCCCCUCCCCGUGCACCCCACAAUCGCCGGACCCCCUCCCUCACCACCCCCUGCAGCCCCCCCGCCGCCGCGGCUCUUUGUCCCCUCGCCUGCACGUUUGGGGGGUCCCCUCGCCACCCCAAAAUCCUGCCACGCCCUGA